GGAAAAUCAACUACAAUAUCAAUUUGUUUUUUUAUUAAUUUAAUGGAAAAACGAUGAAAAGUGUUUAAUCAAUUAUAGCUUAUUUAUGCCGUUUCUUCAACGGAUUGCGUAAGGUUUCAUUCAAAUGACAAUAAAAUUAUGUUGGUUAUUAAUAUUCUAUUCGUUCAAUGAAGUAGCAAGCUUGCUUUGUUACAACUGUACUUCUACACAUCGGGAUAGGAAGAAUUGUGGCGGAGAUUUUACGCCUGCAGAUGAACCCUUUGUCAACGACAGACAACUUUUGGUGAACUGCACUGGAGAUGGUGCCAUGUGCUUCGUUCGCUCGUGGACAGCGCGAGCGCGGUACGCAUGGAUGGUGCAGCGCGGGUGCUACCUGGCAAAUAAAGAUGACCCCAUUCCACGUUCUAUGACCACUCCUACUAGAGCUAUGUCUUGCAGAAAUGAAAGAUUUGUUGAAGCUGAAUAUAAAGUAUGUUUCUGUCAAGCUGAUUGGUGUAAUUCUACACAUUUGCUUCAAGUAAAAAGCUUCGCUAUAGUUGUUUUCUGUUUAGUUGCUUUAGCAUUGAUAUAGUUAAAGAUAAAUAAACUAUCACGCACCAAUAAUUAAUUCGCUAAUUUUAAUUGAUAACUCCAUACUGGCCUAUA
Messenger RNA from Ostrinia furnacalis (Asian corn borer), 645 nucleotides. RefSeq lists its product as uncharacterized. Gene Ontology annotation, biological process: regulation of synaptic transmission, cholinergic; positive regulation of voltage-gated potassium channel activity; sleep. The transcript is spliced from 4 exons. Bases 125 to 571 code for a protein of 148 amino acids. The record is from RefSeq and is a predicted model, not a curated record. Lineage: Eukaryota; Metazoa; Arthropoda; Insecta; Lepidoptera; Crambidae.